Molecule: messenger RNA, 3205 nt
Organism: Durio zibethinus
Lineage: Eukaryota; Viridiplantae; Streptophyta; Magnoliopsida; Malvales; Malvaceae
Product: zinc finger CCCH domain-containing protein 18-like
Molecular function (GO): RNA binding; metal ion binding
Source: RefSeq, a predicted model, not a curated record
UAAUUAAAAAUUAAAUAAAUAAAGUCAAUCAAAGCUAUUUCCCCUGAACUAUUACUUGUAUAUAUAAUUAUAUAUAAUUUUUAUGUGAUUUAUAAAGAGAGAAAGGAGAGUAUAUAUUUAUUUAUUAUGUGUUGAUUUGAACUAAAGACAAGGCGCCUUCUUAAGGCUAAUCCUUUCUGUCAUUUUGCUUCACUUUUAAAGAAGGGUGUGGUUUCUAGGGGAGAAUUAAGAAAUACAGAAGAUCAGAAGGAGAAAUUAUAAUAGUAGUGGCAAGGAAGAAACAAAAGAGAGAGAAAGAAGGAAAGAGGCGAGAAAAUAAUGAUGGUCAUGGAAGAAUUUGAGGCCUUGGGUUGGUUCGUUUGAUAUUAUUUGUGUUUCUUCAUCUUCAGAGGCCUGUUAGAUUUGGUGGGGUUGAGAAACUGAUAUGGAUUUUACAGAAUCGACCAAAGUUGUGUACAAUAGAAUCCAACAGCUAGAGCCUGAAAAUGUCUCUAAAAUUAUUGGCUAUCUUCUUUUACAAGACCAUGGGGAUCAGGACAUGAUCCGCUUGGCCUUUGGCCCUGAUGCUUUGCUCCACUCUUUGAUCCACAAAGCCAAAUCUGAACUCAGCUUAAACAAAGCAGCUGUUUCUGUGCCAAUCUCACCCUCUCAGGUGAGCGCAACCCCUGUCACCGAUCUCCCUAUGCAGUUCACACCUUAUUCACCUGCUUCAUCACGCACAGUUUCAACUCCUGCAACUAUAAGAGCUGCAACUCCUUUCUGGGAUCCCCAUGUGACUGCUGAUCAACAUGUCAACAAUUUGGGAUUUGUCCCACCAGGGUACUCAGAUGCUGUUGCUGAAGAUUAUCGCCUCCAAAACCAAAUGCGUUUCUUGAAUAGGGAAGAUCAGUUAGAAUCUGCCAAUUCAGUUAGUUCUGACUUUUUGAGUAAUUGCUAUUAUUCAGAACCUGUAUUGGGUGGAAGAACCAGCCGGAGGUCCCCAAGCUUGCCUGAAUUUCCUAUUAAGAUUUGCCAUUACUUCAUCAAGGGGUUCUGUAAGCAUGGAAAUAAUUGUAGGUAUUUCCAUGGCCAUCCUAUGCCAGAGAGCUUUUCUCAGAUUUUCAGCCCAAAUUCGAAUGAGGUUGGGAACGAUGAUCAUGUAGUCUCUCCCGGGGCUCUUGAAAAGCUAGAAUUGGAGCUAACUGAGCUUCUUAAAGCAAGGAGAGGGUUGCCUGUCUCUAUUGCCUCUUUGCCAAUGUUGUACUAUGAGAAGUAUGGGAGGACACUUCAGGCUGAGGGGUAUCUUACAGAGAGCCAAAGACAUGGUAAGGCUGGUUAUAGUCUGACAAAACUUCUUGCUCGAUUGAAGAACAGCAUUCAUCUCAUUGACAGGCCUCAUGGGCAGCACUCAGUGACAUUGGCUGAAGAUGCUCCAAAGUACCCAGAGUAUGCAGGGGAGAGGAGUCAUCCUGGUGGAAUAGUUGCUGGUUCUCGGCAGAUAUAUCUCACCUUUCCAGCUGAGAGUACCUUUACGGAACAAGAUGUUUCCAACUACUUUAACAAAUUCGGACAUGUUCAAGAUGUCAGGAUUCCAUGCCAACAGAAGAGGAUGUUCGGGUUUGUCACUUUUGUUUACGCAGAGACAGUCAAGCAAAUUUUGGCUAAGGGAAAUCCUCAUUUUGUAUGUGGUGCUCGUGUUCUGGUGAAACCUUAUAGGGAAAAGUCAAGGCUUGUUGACAGGAAGUAUAUUGAGAAAGUACAGCAUCCUAUGUAUUACAGUUCACACUUUAUAGAUGGAGACACGGAGCUUCAAUCAAUGCCAAGAGUUUGCGAUAGUUCAAGAUUUUUUAGAGAGCAGCUUAUGGAGGAUCAUGAGCAUGCACUAGAGUUUGAGAGAAGGCGCUUCUCUGAGCUGCAAUUAGCACCCAAGCAACAUUUGAAUGAUCACUCCUAUUUUGGCUACUCAAUGGAUGAGCUGAAGCACACAGAUGCCUAUGCAGAGCAAGCAGAUUUUCCUUCUGCGGAGCGUUUCAACUAUUUGUUGGAUGUUCUGAAUACUGGUUCCACCAGUGAGGAAAAAGCCAGGCAUAUAAGUACCAACUAUAGUGACCAGGAUAGCAGCCAAGGACACAAUCUUCCAGAGAGCCCGUUUGCAUCUCCAAUAGGGAGUGGCAUUUCAACAGUUAUAUAGAGACUUAGACACAUGACAAUCAGGAAUCAUAGAGGUAGAUGACUGGAUUUCAACAACCGGAAUUUCUUUUUCAUCCUUUUUUAUUUAUUAGAUCUCAUGUCAACGUCAUCGGUCCUACAGCAUCGUCAUAGUUCAGAGAAACACUAGAAAUUCUCCAUUUCACUUCAAUGGAGAAGAUUCCAAAGAAAAAUGAAUAUAGAAAGCUAAUAUGUAACAGGGUCCAAGUCCUUUUCUUUUUGGAAAUAAUCACAGGAAGUCAGCCAGAGAGCUGUGGAUGUUUACUCUUUAGGAGAGAAUGCAAUCUAUAUAGUCUUCUCUUGGUUGAAAGAAGAAGUUAACAAGUAGAAAACAUGCAUGCAGAGUUCAUAAGAAAGAGAAGAUGUAGAAAUUUCAGCUACACUGAGUUAUUAUUAUAAAUAAAUUCUAAUUUUUAUAUAACUUGCACUUAUAAAGUUGCGUGCUUUGUUUUUAGAGUAUUAAAUUUUUAAUUUCAAUGACAGAUUAAAGUAUAAAACAAAAUUAUAAGAAGGAUAUUUCAAAACAUGUCUCUAAGUAUUGGUUUAGAUAAUUAAUAAGUAACUUUUUAUUUAAAAAGUAAUAUUUAAAUAAAAGAAAAGCCCUUAAAUUAUGGAAUUAAAGAUGAAUGAUGAUGACUGUUGUUGUGCGGUUGAUGAUUGUGGAUUGAUUCAAAAAAUUUUUUUUUAAAACAAAAGAAUUUUGGGCCACUUGAAUCAAAAAGGGCUUUUCCAUGUUGGUCAAUUUGUUUGUUGAAAUGAAAAUGAAGUUUCGUUUUGGGAACCAAUCAGAUUAAUUGACUUUAUGAUUAGUGAGGUUAGAAUUGCAUGUUCUUAAAGUGGGCUUGAUGGAUGAGAUAAGAUGUGUGGACCUGAUUUUUAUUUUUAUUCAAGAUUUGUGGACCCCACCGCAUCACUCUUCGUUUUCUUGAUGGAACGGCUCUUUGGUGCAUAUGGUCUCCAGUUAAAUGGAUUUUUAUUUAUUUAUUUAUUUAUUUUUACUUAAGUUUUGUCUCUAAUC